AGACAAGGUACCCCCAUCUUUUCGCCUUUGGUAGCCUUUGCCUUCCCCGUGUCAUUCUUCUUCGUCGCUAAGAAUGCUCACUUCGGAGCUCAAAAAGCGCUGAUGAUGUCCGUACAAGCUGUGCGCAAUAUUCGCCUCGAAAGUUCCUUGAAACCUCAGAGCGAUUUUUCCCUGGUGCUUUGAUGGGCAAGAAAAGGGGAGAAAGAAACAAGUAGAAGAUUUUAGUGCGUGGGUUCAGAUGGAUUUAGGAGGAUGCACAAACAGAGCGGUGGGUGUGGAGAUAGCUGAGGGUGGUUUGAGCAGGAGGAGGAGACACGGUACUAAUGACCUGACUGAUUUUGUCUUCUCUUGGUCUUUUCACGACAUUCUCAACGAAAACCUCUACCAUGACAAGGUGGAGACUAUACCGGAUCAAUUUCAGUCGGUCCAGGAUUAUCUCGGAUCGUAUGUCUACCCUUUACUGGAAGAAACAAGGGCGAGUCUGUGCUCGAGUUUGGAAAAUAUUUCUUUGCUGCCUUUCACUGAGGUUAUUGAAUGUGUGGAAUGCAGGGGAAGUGGGAACUCAUAUGCUGUUAAGGCCGGUCGGUGGAACAAUGAAUCCAACACUCGUGGCAAGGAAACUUACAAAACUUUGCCUGGAGACAUCUUGAUUCUAACUGAUGCUAAGCCAGCAACUGUUCCUGACUUGGAGAGGUUCGGAAGAAGAUGGGCGUUCGCAUUAGUUAGGAUGAUUGGAGAAGACGAUGAAGAGGAUGAGGCAACGUCAUCGACAAACUUUGAAGUGGAGACAUUAUUGAACCUUGAAGUAAAUAAUUCGUGGAAGCCAAUGUAUGCAAUUUUCCUGAUAAAUAUAGUCACUAACAGAAGGAUAUGGAAUGCGUUGCAUAUGUCUCUGAACUUGGAUAUUUUGAAGGAAGUUCUCUGCACAGAUUUGGUGGCUGAUAAAGUUUCUAAUCUUUGUGUUACAAAAGGUAAUGGUUCUGCGACUGAGAGCCUUGACGAGAGAUUGAGCCAUGAUCUGAAUGAAUCCCAAAAGAAAGCAGUUGGGGCCUGUCUCAGUAAACUCCAUUGUGAGAACAAGCCAUCUGUCGACCUGAUAUGGGGUCCUCCUGGAACUGGGAAAACUAAAACUGUCGCUACACUGCUACUUACUCUCUUGAAAAGGAAACAUAGAACCAUUGUUUGUGCUCCUACAAAUGUUGCCAUCAAGGAAGUGGCAACUCGUGUUCUGAAGCUGCUAAAGGAAUCAGAUAGUGGUAUAAGCACUGAAACGGAAAGUUUGCCCUGUUACUUUGGAGACAUGCUUAUUUUUGGGAACAAGGAACGGCUGAAAGUUGAUUCCGACAUUGAAGAUAUAUACUUGGAACAUCGUGUAGAGUGCAUUUCUGAAUUUACUGGUUGGCAUCAGUGUCUAACUUCCUUGAUAGAUACUCUUGCUGACUGUGUCCGUCAAUACCGCGUAUUUUUGGAAAACGAACACGCAAAAAGAAGGAAACUAGGAAGUGGUGAUGAUGGGAGCGAAUGUGGAAGCAGUGAAGAAGAUGGUAACUGUGAGCUCAAAUCAUUUCUUGAGUUUUUCAGGGACCAAUUCAAGGAAACUGUCCAGCCCCUGCGAGCAUGCCUCUAUACUUUCUGUACUCAUACAUCCAGAACUAAAUUCCAGAAUAUUACAUCCCUCCUUAACUUACUAAAUUCUUUUGAAUCUUUAUUAUGUGGAGAGAAGUUGGAUUCAGAGAUGAUGGAGAUAACUCUUUCACGUGAUGAACUUGGCCUGUUUUCGUUUGAGACAUCCAGGGGUCCACUAUAUGAUAUAUAUAUGAAGAGACAGGAAUGCCUUUCCAUGUUGCUAACUGUUCGUGAUUCUCUGAAGGAUCUAAAACUUCCAAACUUUGUGAGUAAGGGCAUGAUAGCCAACUUCUGUUAUCGACGUGCAUCCCUGAUUUUUGCACUGCUUCUUGUUCACAUAAGCUGCACUCUGUGAAGAUGGAGCCUCUCAAUUUACUGGUAA
Eucalyptus grandis is the source of this 2008-nucleotide messenger RNA. RefSeq lists its product as uncharacterized. The transcript is spliced from 3 exons. The record is from RefSeq and is a predicted model, not a curated record. Bases 239 to 1981 code for a protein of 580 amino acids. Gene Ontology annotation, molecular function: helicase activity. Lineage: Eukaryota; Viridiplantae; Streptophyta; Magnoliopsida; Myrtales; Myrtaceae.